AUGGCUUCUGUUUUGCUAAAUAACAACUAUGCUUCUCAUAGCAACGACAAGGCCACCAUUAUUCUGAGGACGGAGAAAUACACCAUCCCAAAAAAGUUCAAAUUCUCCACAGACACCUGCCUGAUCUACGCAGAGACAAUCGAACUUACCUCCGACAUCACUGCCCAGGGCAAGAGCAUCGGUCUCUUUUGCCAUAGGCUCAAACUCUCAAGUCAUGUCACCAUUGAUGUCCCGGGCGAUAAAGGUGCGGCAGGCGACAAUCAUUCCCUUCCAAGAGAAAAUGCUUUCCAUAACCUGGAAAUCAAGGCGUAUGGAGGAGACGGUGGCAAUGGUGGCGACAGCACUUCAUCCCAAGAUGAUUCAAAAGAAACCAGAACCGGUGGAGCUGGCGGGAACGGUGGAAAUGCAGGCGACAUAGAAUUGUUGUUCGGAACAGCAGAUAUGGACGCUGCUCGUGCUCUGGUGAAAGUCCAGAAGCGACCGUGGCCGGAGCCGGCUUUGUGUCUGACAGGGCCAGUGCUGUCAUACAGUCUCCCUGGUUAUCUCCCAGAAGAGCAAAAACAGCUCCUUGAGCUUCUCAAGAGCCUUAGUGGUGUGAUUCAAUCCCUGGCCCGCCAGCUCAAGAUCCUGUCGAAAGCAGGCGACACCAAGGAGAUUCAAGCCGUUGCUUCUUCCCUCAUGCAGGAAGCGUAUACCAAUCUCGCGCUGAAGAGUAAGGCACCGACGAAUAUCACUAUUGAAACAGUCAAAUUCCUUCAAGUGGUACUAGACUCGAUUCGUUCUCUGAACCAAAGGACGCCAAACCUUGAUGCAACUGAAAUCCUUACAGAUGCCAAACAAGCCAUCGUAAUCGUCGUUCCUCAAGAGGAUUCUGAAAUGGUCUCUCUCACGGGACAUCUUGAGAAUCGGCUUCGUCAAAGUGCCGGGGGCUUUGGUGGCAUCGGAUCCAAAAACAGUGCCAGCGGCAAAGAUGGACUGAAAAUUGGCAGCAACCGUGCUAAAGACUUGCAUUUUGAAGGAACAAAGAGAGACGUUGAUGUCUUGCAAGCCCAUAUUUUCCCUGAGCAUUUGCUAGAUGGCUUCCAGGGCGGAGAUUCAUCUGGUUCGUUCAAUGCUCUGGAAAACCUGGAAACUGAGCUUAAUGUAACAAAUAAUCCCGGCGUGCAAUUGAGAUCACGAUUCGGGGUGCUCGAAUCGGUAGAGGAUCUCACAGCAGCAUAUGAAGAAGCUUUUCAGAAAGAAACCGACACUCGUACCAUGAUCGACCAAGGCAUUAGCAAGAUGGCGGAUGCCCAGAAAGAAGCCCAGGACAAGAUCGACCUUCUUACUUCCCCUAACGGUCCGCUGGUCAAUGGCGUCCAUAAGAUCUCCUUUCUGACCGAGGAUAUGGAGGCUAAGCGGCAGGUACUCGUGAAGAAGUUGAAAAACAUUCAGUUUACUCGAAAGGAUUUUGACUGGUCAAUUACUCUUGACGCUGGGUCUUUGCUUCUCUCGACCAGUUUGAGUCUGAAAUAUUUUCUCGAUGAGACGAAAAAAGGCUACGAGAUAUAUCAAAAAGCGACGGAUGACUCAACGGCCAAGAACCUUAAAGGUGAUGCAUGUUCCGAAACGGUUAUUCACUGGAAAAAGCCCUCAAGACUAGGAGAAAACAAUCAGAUCGAGAUUGAUGACCCUGGGGCCUUGAAGAUUAUAGCUACCAAGGACGAUAUUAAGAAGAUUCUGCGCGAGUUCAAGAAUGCGAUUGUGGAGGAAAGUAGAAAGGCUAUAGAAAGCGCAUUGGAUGAUUUUAUUACUGUUACUCUAGAUCGCAAGCCACUGAUGGUGAAAAUUGCCCAUUCCGGAAACGAAACCUUGGAAAGCACCGAGGGACAGGGACUUGAGUUCUCGCAUGACACCGUCAAUAUUCAAUUCGAAUACAAUACAGCCAAUGUCCACACGCCAGAUGACUUUAGCACCAGUGUCGUGUUCGGUAUGCAAGGACUUGAGAAUGAUUGGAGUGGUGGUGACACUCCACCGAUUGCAUCGACGUUUGCUGCGACAGGACCCUUUCCCUUUACUCGGUGGCGUUUCACUAUUCGCGAGUCAGAGAACGUCGGCUUAGAUAUGGGAUCAGUUACGGCUGCAAAUGUUGAAUUUCGGGGAGCCAAUCGGCCUUUCUCGGUGGAUUACCAAAAGGCGUAA
Aspergillus wentii DTO 134E9 is the source of this 2181-nucleotide messenger RNA. RefSeq lists its product as uncharacterized. The record is from RefSeq and is a predicted model, not a curated record. Lineage: Eukaryota; Fungi; Ascomycota; Eurotiomycetes; Eurotiales; Aspergillaceae. The transcript is spliced from 7 exons. The coding region runs from base 1 to 2181 and encodes 726 amino acids.